This is a messenger RNA of Monopterus albus (swamp eel), 2575 nucleotides long. RefSeq names its product RCC1 and BTB domain-containing protein 1. Bases 444 to 2039 code for a protein of 531 amino acids. The transcript has 12 exons. The record is from RefSeq and is a predicted model, not a curated record. Gene Ontology annotation, molecular function: protein binding. NCBI's taxonomy places the organism in Eukaryota, Metazoa, Chordata, Actinopteri, Synbranchiformes, Synbranchidae.
CUGCAGGGUUCCAAAGAUAUACCUCAUUUAAGAUUACUGGAAUUAAAAUAAUAUGUAAACCUUUCGUAUUACCCUUUACUACCAUGGACUGGAUUGAUCAUAUUCCCUCCGUCUGCACUCGAUUGCUUUUGGCCUUUGUACCACGUGAUAUUUUCUUCUCACUUCCGCAAAUAAACGUCAGAGCAGCGGAGUGUGGUAGCUUCCGCGGAAAGUAAAAACACAACCAUAUUACCUAAUCGUGUGUCAUGGUGAAACUGUCAGAGAGAACCGUUAAAUCGACAUAUCCAAGUGGUGGGUUUAACGGAAAUUGUAAAACAGUGACAGCAGCACUGGCAUCCCUGCCUAGUCAAACCCUCUCCCUGCCCCUGCCCCCUGCCCUGCCUUUGGAUUGAGGUUCAUCCCCUCCACCCUGCUGCCCUCGCCACAGACUCAGCAAGCGCAUCAUGGUGGAUGUAACGAAAUGGCCAAUUUUCAGCCUGCUGGGGCCUCAGGAGCUCUCUGUGAUACGGAAAGCAUGCGUGUUUGGAACAUCUGCUAAUGAGGCCAUCUACAUCACCAGUGAUGAUGAGGUGUUUGUGUUUGGGCUGAACUGCAGUAACUGCCUGGGAACAGGGGACAGUCUGAGCACCAUUGUACCCAAGAAGCUGGACUUUUUGAGUGGGAGGAAGGUGGUCAGCCUAAGCUACGGCAGUGGACCCCACAUCCUGUUGGCCACGGCAGAUGGGGAGCUGUUUGCCUGGGGCCAUAACAGCUACAGUCAACUGGGAAAUGGGACAACCAACCAAGGACUAGCUCCAGUGCUCGUGUCUGCCAGCCUGCUCAAUAAGAAGGUCACGAAGGUGGCCUGUGGUUCUCACCAUUCAAUGGCUUUGACUGACUCAGGAGAAGUAUAUGCAUGGGGCUACAACAACUGUGGUCAGGUGGGCUCAGGCUCCACAGCAAACCAGCCCACACCUCGCAGAGUGUCCAGCUGCCUCCAAAGCAAGGUCGCUGUCAGUGUAGUCUGUGGUCAGACGUCAUCUCUGGCAGUAAUGGAUAAUGGAGAGGUUUAUGGUUGGGGCUAUAAUGGGAAUGGACAACUUGGACUUGGGAAUAAUGGGAACCAGCUCACUCCCUGUCGACUUGUGGCUCUGCAGGAUUUAUGUGUACAACAGAUUGUCUCAGGCUAUGCACACACCCUGGCACUAACAGAUGAGGGGUUGCUCUACGCAUGGGGUGCCAACACAUAUGGUCAGCUUGGCACCGGCAACAAGAACAACCAGCUGAGCCCAGUUCAGAUCAUGACUGAGAAAGAGAGGUGUGUCGAGGGCGCCGCCUGUCACUCCACACAUACUUCAGCUGCAAAGACCCAGAGUGGUCAGGUGUACAUGUGGGGCCAGUGCCGGGGCCAGUCCAUUGUGUUGCCUCACCUCACACAUUUUAGCUGCACUGACGACGUCUUUGCAUGCUUUGCCACCCCUUCUGUUAUGUGGAAGCUUCUUUACAUGGAGCAUGACGACUUCUUGACUGUGGCGCAGUCUCUGAAGAAGGAGUUUGACAACCCAGAGACAGCCGACCUCAAGUUCUCCGUCGAUGGCAAAUAUAUUUAUGUCCACAAAGCAGUUCUCAAAAUCAGGUGUGAACACUUCAGAUCCAUGUUCCAGUCCCACUGGAAUGAAGACGGGAAGGAGGUGAUUGAAAUAGACCAGUUCAGCUACCCAGUCUACCGCUCCUUCUUGGAGUUCCUCUACACAGACAACGUGGAGUUGCCUCCUGAGGAUGCUAUCGGGCUGCUGGAUCUAGCCACAUCGUAUUGUGAGAACCGCCUGAAACGACUUUGUCAGCACAUUAUCAAGAGGGGAAUCACAGUUGAAAAUGCCUUCUCCCUGCUGUCUGCUGCUGUACGCUAUGAUGCAGAGGAACUGGAGGAGUUCUGCUUUAGGUUCUGCAUCAAUCACCUGACACAGGUGACCCAGACUACUGCUUUCUGGCAGAUGGAUGGCAACCUGCUCAAAGAUUUUAUUUGUCGAGCCAGCCGCUGUGGAGCCUUCAAAAACUGAGCUCAGCCCGAGCUGAUUAUAGGAACAGAUUUACAAGACGCUGUGGGAGCCCUCAAAGGACAUCAUCGCACACGUCGGCUCCACGCACGUCCUCUUACAGGUGGUUACAUAGUGCAAAUCGUUAGGUCAUCACUACCACUGUCAGAUCUGUUAUUCCUCAUGCCAGACUGGAACCAGUGUGUCCAUUUUAUGAGCUGUACAUACUGAAACUACAAGGCAGUGCUGACAGGAGGCAUCAGCACAGCAAGUAUCUGCCACAGUGCCCGACUGCCUCAUUAUAUACACAUGCUGUGUUGUAUGGCAAGCCGUUUGAGCAUUUGUUCCAUAUUAUUGCUAUCAGAUGUCACUUUCCUCCAGGAGUUUGGCCUUUGUCAGCACCAGUUGGAUGUUUGGUCACACUAGUUUGUCAUUUUACUGAUAACACUUCUAAUGUUUUGUCCAACCAGUUCCAUCUGAAGCCAAACUAGUGCUGCUUUUGACACCAUUGAUCACAGCAUCUUACUGCAGAGACUUGAACAUGUUAUUGGAAUUAAAGG